This is a messenger RNA of Drosophila obscura, 1043 nucleotides long. RefSeq lists its product as uncharacterized. Bases 166 to 744 code for a protein of 192 amino acids. NCBI's taxonomy places the organism in Eukaryota, Metazoa, Arthropoda, Insecta, Diptera, Drosophilidae. The transcript has 2 exons. Gene Ontology annotation, biological process: intracellular signal transduction; cell surface receptor protein tyrosine kinase signaling pathway. The record is from RefSeq and is a predicted model, not a curated record.
UAAGCAGCGCCGGGUACGGGUCUGUGCUUCGGGACUGUUUCUGGUUCUGCUUCUGGUUGUGGGUCUGCUUGUGGGUCUAGUCUCAGUCUUCAGUGGGGCCGCGAAACGAGUUGUUGUAAAUAUUCGCUAUACUGGAAGAGACAGAGACCUUGAUUGUUUGCCGCCAUGUGUUGUUGGUGUGCACGAGUCUACUGGACGGUUCUGCACAACCUUUUUGCCCGGCUUAUCGGCGGUAUAGCGGAGCACCACUGUUGUUGCGCCGGAUACCAACGUCAGGCGAGCGACGACAAUGACGUGGAUGUGGAGAAACGAGUUUCCGAUACUGAUGACGAUCCCCAGCAGCAUCAGCGCGAUUAUGUCAUUUCGGACGAUGCAGAGGCAAACUAUGCGGAGAUCCCGGAACACAACAUCGAAACGGAGGCCUACUACUUCACGGUGGACCGUCCCACGGCUGAGCGAAUGCUGGCCGGAAGAGAGGACGGCGCCUGCCUUGUACGCCCCUUCAAGGCCACCGACGUCUGCAUUAAAUACAUCGUAAGCAUCUGCGUCGGCGACCAGUUUUACCACCUCUUCGUGCGACAGGUCGACAGGAGGCAACGCUACGCCAUAGGACAGAAGAAGCUCCACGAGCGAAUCUUUGGCUCUCCCCACGAGAUCGUCGAGUUCUAUGCCGAACACCCACUUCUCUGCACCAACAAGAGCCGGAGUCAGUGCGUCCGUCUGACGCCCAUCAGCUAUGCUUAGAUAGGGUUAAUCUUUAUUGGGUAAGAGUUGACGUAUGUACAAAUUGUGUAAGAGUAUCUUAAGAUUAGUUUGGUACGGUCUGUUCCGUCCCGGGCCUCAGGUGGCCACGACUGCCUUGAAGGCGCACUGAUUGUUUUGCAUUAGGGCCGGCCAGAGAAAGGCCUUGAUAAGGUCCGAGCGGCGGUCGGAUUGCGGAUGACGCUCGUGCUUCUCGGGGCGCAGGAAACCUAAGUGGAUCAACACAAGUAUUUUAAGCAAUCGUAUUAUGAUUAAUAUUAAACAAUAUUUUCUUACCCAGA